Molecule: messenger RNA, 2168 nt
Organism: Sphaeramia orbicularis (orbiculate cardinalfish)
Lineage: Eukaryota; Metazoa; Chordata; Actinopteri; Kurtiformes; Apogonidae
Gene: ctsf
Product: cathepsin F
Exons: 14
Coding region: 168-1598 (476 amino acids)
Biological process (GO): proteolysis
Molecular function (GO): cysteine-type peptidase activity; cysteine-type endopeptidase inhibitor activity
Source: RefSeq, a predicted model, not a curated record
GCCUCAUCAUCAUUCUCCGUUUGUUUGCCAACAACAUCCCUGCUUCUCGCCGGUUUCAACCACAUCUGACACUUUAAAAUCGAUCUGUUUGCCUCCGUUAAACAAACAGACCCAGUUUUCUCUGCGGACACGCCGGACACGGGCCUCUUUCGUCCGUGAACCUCACCAUGGCCGCUGCUGGACUCCGCCGUUCCCCGGUAAUCCCGUGCCUGGUCCUGGCCGCGGUCUGCGCCUCCGUGCUGGGGCUCGGUGAAGACUUAGACCGGCCUUUGUUUGGGCCUCCCGGCUCUCCCAUCCGGCUUCAUGAGUCAGACCCGGGUUUGAAGAAGGCUCUGCAGUUCGCCGAAGAGCGCUACAACCGGGGCUCCAACGCCAUGCACCUCCGGAGAGUCAGCCGGGUUAUUUCAGCCACUAAACAGCUGGUUAAGGGGAUCCGCUACACUAUAACAGUGGAACUGAGCAACACUCAGUGUAAGAAAUCUGCCAUGCUCAGGACAUGUGACUUCUAUCCCGAGGCACACAAGCUGAAGACGGAGGUGUGUGUGUUCGAGGUCUGGGACAUUCCCUGGCAGGGCACAUCAACUCUUCUCAAACAGAAAUGCCAGGCUAAAGCCGAACCUCAGAUGGAUGAAACCAACAAGGCAGAGGAUCCAUCCAGCAGUGCACACAUUCAGGAGUCUGUGAAGCUGCUGGGCCAGUUCAAAGAGUUCAUGGUUAAAUACAACAAGGUGUACAGCAGCCAGGAAGAGACAGACCGGCGCUUGCAAAUCUUCCACGAAAACCUGAGAACAGCAGAGAAGAUCCAGUCUUUGGAUCAAGGAUCAGCUGAGUACGGGGUCACCAAGUUCAGCGACCUAACUGAGGAGGAGUUCCGCUCUUCGUACCUCAACCCCCUGCUGAGUCAGUGGACCCUCCAUCGCCCAAUGAAACCUGCUCCUCCUGCCAAAGAGCCCGCCCCUGCUAGCUGGGACUGGAGGGAUCAUGGUGCCGUCAGUUCUGUUAAGAACCAGGGUAUGUGUGGAUCUUGCUGGGCAUUUUCUGUCACAGGCAACAUUGAAGGCCAGUGGUUCCUGAAAAACGGGACCUUGCUUUCACUGUCUGAACAAGAGCUGGUGGACUGUGACGGUGUGGACCAGGCAUGCAGAGGUGGACUGCCCUCCAACGCUUAUGAAGCCAUCGAGAAACUCGGCGGUCUGGAGACAGAGAGCGACUACUCUUACACUGGACGCAAACAGAGGUGUGACUUCACCAGUGGGAAGGUGGCCGCCUACAUCAACAGCUCAGUGGAACUUUCCAAAGACGAGAAAGAGAUCGCAGCGUGGCUGGCUGAGAACGGACCGGUCUCUGUGGCUCUGAACGCCUUUGCCAUGCAGUUCUACAGGAAGGGAGUGUCUCACCCCUUGAAAAUCUUCUGCAACCCCUGGAUGAUUGACCAUGCUGUGCUGAUGGUGGGAUACGGAGCCCGGAACGGCGUCCCAUUCUGGGCCAUCAAAAACAGCUGGGGGGAGGAUUACGGAGAACAGGGUUACUACUACCUAUACAGAGGAUCCAAUGCAUGUGGGAUCAACAAGAUGUGCUCCUCUGCUGUCGUCAACUAAACCACUAGCACUUCCUGUUUGCACGUACACAUGUACAUUCGAUCAUGCUGCUCUACAUGCACUCAGCAGCCGAUGACCAGCACCUUAAAGCUACUUGGACACACAUUGGAUCCAAACACAUCAACACAUGCAUAAAAUAGUCCUACUGAUGUUUGUUUUUUCCGUUAAAACCAGGUUAGCAGUGUUCCACCUUUAUACCUCAGAUGUCAUGCCAUUGUACCAAAACAGACCAGGUCUAGGAACGCUAGGUGAACGUUUAGACUGAACUCUAGAUUUGGUGUGUGUGCUCAUCAUUACAUUCAGUUGCUGUGUUUUAGCCAGUGUUGCUUUUAACUCAUGUGUCGUUACAGUAACUGAGUCCCAUGUGUCAUGAAUUUGCCUAGACUUAUGUCUUUUUUUGGUUCUUUUGAGUAUUUGUGCUAAUGUUACUAAAACCUGGAAUGUUUUAGGGUUUUUUAUUUGGCAGUUUUGUGGUUUUAUCUUAUGCCUACACAACAGGAAUUCAGCUGUUCUAACUGCUGUGAAAUGAUGAGAAAUGAAUUAAGAUUGAAUAAUAAAAGGUGGAAUAUU